Molecule: messenger RNA, 1181 nt
Organism: Nycticebus coucang (slow loris)
Lineage: Eukaryota; Metazoa; Chordata; Mammalia; Primates; Lorisidae
Gene: DUT
Product: deoxyuridine triphosphatase
Exons: 7
Coding region: 225-905 (226 amino acids)
Biological process (GO): dUMP biosynthetic process; dUTP catabolic process
Molecular function (GO): magnesium ion binding; dUTP diphosphatase activity
Source: RefSeq, a predicted model, not a curated record
CAGGCAGACACCCGAAGGCGGCUGCGGGACUCGGGACGUGGGUGUUCCCUCGGGGGUGGGCCUGCGCCAGCCUGGGCUGGCCGACGCGCCGCCUCCCUGGGCCUCCAGAUGAUGGCAGUUACUGCUUCCGAGGUCAUGCGCCGCGGUCCCGUCUUCAGGGUGCGGGCUCGGGUCGCGCGCGUCCGGAGCCGCUGACGAGCCAGCCCGCUCACAUCUUGGGGGAAAUGAUACCCCUAAACCCUCGCCCCGCACUCUGCCACCAUUUCCGUCCUUCUCUUCUCCGCUCAGCGUUUAAGGACGCAGCCAGCGCCCGGGAGGGAGCCGGGGCCGCGGGCCUCUCCGAGCCGGGCACCCCACUCGGCCCAGCCGCGCUGCUCCGGACGCUGUCCAGCGCUCGCCGCCAGACCCGAGGCUGCAGCGGAGCCAAGGCACUCAUCGUGUCCCCCAGCAAGCGGGCCCGAACCGAGGUGAAGGGCAACAUCCAGCUCCGCUUUGCCCGGCUCUCGGAGCACGCCACGGCCCCGUCCCGGGGGUCCGCCCGAGCUGCAGGCUACGACCUGUACAGUGCCUAUGAUUACACAAUACCACCUAUGGAGAAAGCUAUUGUGAAGACUGACAUUCAGAUAGCUCUUCCUUCUGGGUGUUAUGGAAGAGUAGCUCCACGUUCUGGCUUGGCUGCAAAACACUUUAUAGAUGUAGGAGCUGGUGUCAUAGAUGAAGAUUAUAGAGGAAAUGUUGGUGUUGUACUAUUUAAUUUUGGCAAAGCAAAGUUUGAAGUCAAGAAAGGUGAUCGCAUUGCACAGCUCAUUUGUGAACGGAUUUUUUAUCCAGAAAUAGAAGAAGUUCAAGUUUUGGAUGACACUGAAAGGGGUUCAGGAGGUUUUGGUUCCACUGGAAAGAAUUAAAAUUUAUGCCAAGAAUAGAAAAUGAAAAAUUGUACCUUUUUCAUAAAAAUAAAGAGUUUUUGCUUAAGUGUUUUGCAUUUCUAUAAACUAUACCUUUAUCUUCAAUAAAAAUAUUUCAUUUUCUUAUGAUCUAUUGGGAUCAGAUAGAAACUUUGUUUUUUUCUGCAAUUGAUAGUUGUAUGUUAAUCGGCUUAAUGGUGUCUAAAUGCAAAGUGUCUUUUUUUAGUCAAAGGCACACCAAUUGCAGAUACAAAAAAAACCCUGUAUUUAAUUCAA